GAAGGUUAUCGGCUGAACACAGACGCGAGAGCAAAUAACGUUACAUUUCGCCCGUGAUAAUGGCGUUUGUUUUUUAUUUUGCCAACAGUUCAGUGAGGUAUAUCUCCACUUAAGAAGAAAAUACAGUCUUGGAGAAUCCCAUCAAAAACUAGCUAACUAAUGUUAAAAUAAAAAAAUAAAAAAAAAUAAUAAUAAUAAAAAGCAAGUUGCCCUUGAAGAGCUAACAACGUUAGCCAUUUUCUUUGUUAAUUGGCUGGCUAGCGAGCUGAAACGUGUACCGAGCUACAUGUCAAUUCUCUCUUUGUUUACAAGCCUGCUAACUAACUAUUGAUGUAACUAGGUAACAAGAGAACGAACGGCAACGACCAAUGAGUUACGAGGUGAUUGUGCAGGUCAGGCGUUACUACGCAACGCCGGGUAGCAACUAAACUGACCUAGCUAAGCUAAACUCAACUCCUAUUCAAUAUCUUUAGACUUUUUAUUUUUUGUUGUUGUUGUUUUUGAUUUUUAAUGAUGCAGAAAUCUGACUACCCAACUUAUUUUGUAAUAAUAUAAAAGAGCGGUGUGUCUAGACGCCCUGUAUAUCGUUUUUUCUGACCGGGGUCGUAUGAACAUCCCUGGUCUGUGUGCUGCAAGGAGCAGCUGUUGAGGAGUUUCCCGGAUAAAUCCUCAUUAAUCACGUCCAUCUGUGGAACUAAUUGUCUCUAUUUUCCACUUGAGACAAGUCUGAUUGAAGAACAAGAACAUCUACAGACAAACCCGUGUUCGUCUCCAGGCGGUUGUCAUGCACCUGUAAUCCGCUUCCUGUCAGCCAGACAGCCGGGCCCAGCCACCCAGACCCAGCCACAGCGCUCCGGUCCAGUGGGUCGCCAUGGAGCCCAGUAAUGAUGUAGCGUUGGAUAUCAUUAUCACCAACGUGGUGGCUGUAUUCAGGACACGCUGCCACCUCAACCUGCGCACCAUCGCUCUGGAGGGGGUCAACGUAAUCUAUAAACCUGAAUAUGGGAAAGUCCUGAUGAAACUCCGCAAACCCAGGAUCACCGCUUCCAUCUGGUCUUCAGGGAAAAUCAUCUGUACGGGCGCUACCAGCGAGGAUGAGGCUAAGCAGGGAGCCCGGAGGUUAGCCCGCACCCUGCAGAAACUGGGCUUCAAGGUGAGGUUCUCAGAGUUCAAGGUGGUGAAUGUCCUGGCAGUGUGCUCCAUGCCCUUCGCCAUCCGACUCAUCGACUUCACCAAGAACAACCGGCCCAUCGCCAGCUAUGAGCCAGAGCUCCACCCCGCUGCCACCUACAGGAUCAAAACCCUCAAGGCCACCGUCCAGGUCUUCUCUACCGGCAGCCUUACCAUCACAGGACCAAAUGUUCAGGCUGUAGCCACGGCUGUAGAGCACAUCUACCCCAUGCUGUUAGAGUGUCAGAAACCCCUCCGCAAAUAACACACACGGAAAAACAGCAACGGAAUGGAGAGAGAAAGACCGAGGCUGAAAAGCACCUCAUCCAUUGGAUGCAUUGUACUAUCCUCAACUUGUCUGCCCCGGCAACAGUCUGGGCCUUUGUCCUGAUUGGCUGGAUUUGUCCAGGGAGUCAGAAAGGCAGCUUCCGUCCUCCUGCUGUCCAAUGACCUGUUGUCUUGGUGACAGCUACGCCCUCUGAACUUUGACCUCUACAGGAUGACCUCUACAGUAUGACCUCUAACCUUUCACCUUUAGCAGCCAGCCAGCCAAUGAUGGCUGCUCCAGUGACUGAUUCACACUAGAAGGGGCGGGACUCUCCAAGCCAACCAUGAUUCCUUAUUAUUUUAGAUUUGAUGAUAUCACAGGUUGUGUUCCAAAUGGCAGCCUAUUCCCUAUAUAGUGUACUACUUUCAUGGGUCCUGGUCUAAGGUAGUGCACUAUGUAGGGAAUAGGGCCCUGGUCUAAAGUAAUGCACUAUGUAGGGAAUAGGG
This is a messenger RNA of Oncorhynchus gorbuscha (pink salmon), 1944 nucleotides long. RefSeq names its product TBP-like 1 (gene tbpl1). The transcript is spliced from 8 exons. The record is from RefSeq and is a predicted model, not a curated record. Gene Ontology annotation, molecular function: general transcription initiation factor activity; DNA binding. Bases 872 to 1435 code for a protein of 187 amino acids. Lineage: Eukaryota; Metazoa; Chordata; Actinopteri; Salmoniformes; Salmonidae. Gene Ontology annotation, biological process: DNA-templated transcription initiation.